Molecule: messenger RNA, 660 nt
Organism: Lonchura striata (white-rumped munia)
Lineage: Eukaryota; Metazoa; Chordata; Aves; Passeriformes; Estrildidae
Source: RefSeq, a predicted model, not a curated record
AUGUCCCCAAUGUCCCCAACGUCCCUUUGGUGUCCCCAGGAGUGGAACGCCGAGAACGCCAUCGAGGCCAUUGUGUCCCUCACAGUGUCCCUGUGGUGUCUCCAUGAUGUCUGUGAUGUCUCCAAGGAGCGGAACGCCGAGAACGCCAUCGAGGCGCUGAAGGAGCGUCCAUUGUGUCCAUCACAAUGUCCCUGUGGUGUCUCUGUGGAGCGGAACGCCGAGAACGCCAUCGAGGCCAUUGUGUCCAUCACAAUGUCCCUGUGGUGUCUCUGUGGUGUCCCCAUGGAGCGGAACGCCGAGAACGCCAUCGAGGCGCUGAAGGAGUACGAGCCCGAGAUGGGCAAAGUCUAUCGCAGCGACCGCAAGGCCGUGCAGAGGAUCAAGGCCCGCGACCUCGUCCCGGGGGACAUCGCCGAGGUGGCAGUUGGGGACAAGGUCCCGGCCGACAUCCGCAUCAUCUCCAUCAAAUCCACCACGCUGCGCGUCGACCAGUCCAUCCUUACUGGCGAGUCGGUGUCGGUGAUCAAGCACACGGACCCGGUGCCCGACCCCCGCGCCGUCAACCAGGACAAGAAGAACAUGCUCUUCUCGGUGGGUGACGUCAUCGCUGACGUCAUCACUGACGUCAUCAGGGACCCCCGGUGACGUCACCGAAGCCCC